CUGCUGAUAACUUCAGCCAGCCACAUCAACGCAAGUCUGACUCUGACAAGUCGUCGACUGCUCGGUCGUUUGGAGUGCAUUUGUACUAGCUAAAUCCACAGAUGAAUAGCCUGUCGUAACAUCUAAGACAUUGUUUUACAACUAUUAAUUAGAUUUUUUUUUAAACAUCUAGGUCGAUGUCAUCAUGGAAUUAAAUAGUCGCCUGUUGUUUUGAAGUAGCUAGCUGGGUAAUGUUAGCUAGCAGUUAGCUUCGACGACUUAAUAGCAGCUAGCUCGCUAGCUACGUCAAAGAUACUGGAAACUAGCUCCUAUCUGGCUACGUUGUUUUUCCAAAAGAAAAAAGGUUGCUACUGCUAACUAGCGAAUAAUAAAAAGCAAACUACGUUACCUGGCGUUAGUUAGCUAGCUAGUCUAGCUAGCUAAAACUAUUAUUUAAUUGGUUGGCUUUCUAUUAUUCCUUUGGAUGCGGAAAAUGGCCCAGUCACCGGGUGCGGUGCAAGUGCCUGGGAUGCAGAACAGCCGGACGGACCCUGAGGAGCUGUUCACCAAGCUGGAGCGUAUUGGGAAAGGCUCCUUCGGCGAGGUGUUCAAGGGCAUAGACAACCGCACCCAGAAAGUGGUGGCCAUCAAGACCAUAGACCUGGAGGAGGCUGAGGAUGAGAUGGAGGACAUCCAGCAGGAGAUCACCGUGCUCAGCCAGUGUGACAGCCCCUACGUCACCAAGUACUACGGCUCCUACCUCAAGGGCAGUAAACUAUGGAUCAUUAUGGAGUACCUUGGUGGUGGCUCAGCUCUGGACCUGCUGCGAGCAGGGCCCUUUGAUGAGUUCCAGAUUGCCACCAUGCUGAAAGAGAUCUUGAAGGGCCUGGACUACCUCCACUCUGAGAGGAAGAUCCACAGGGAUAUCAAAGCGGCCAAUGUGCUCCUGUCAGAGUGUGGCGAGGUGAAACUGGCAGACUUUGGCGUGGCGGGCCAGCUGACAGACACCCAGAUCAAGCGGGAGACGUUUGUGGGAACGCCCUUCUGGAUGGCCCCCGAGGUCAUCCAACAGUCUGCCUACGACCACAAGGCUGAUAUCUGGUCUCUGGGCAUCACUGCCAUCGAGCUAGCCAAGGGUGAGCCUCCCAACUCAGACAUGCACCCCAUGCGUGUCCUCUUCCUCAUACCAAAGAACACCCCACCCACACUCAGCGGAGAAUUCUCCAAGACCUUCAAAGACUUUAUAGACUCCUGCCUCAACAAAGACCCUUCGUUUAGGCCAACAGCUAAGGAGCUUCUGAAGCACAAGUUCAUAGUGAAGAAUGCCAAGAGGACGUCCUACCUCACUGAGCUGAUAGACAGGUUGAAACGCUGGAAGGCAGAGGGACACAGUGACGGAGACUCCAGCUCUGACGACUCUGACUCGGAGUCCAGUAACAAGGAAAACAACUCCUCCCAGCCAGGCUGGUCCUUUACUACUGUUCGCAAGAAGAAAGACCCUAAGAAGGUGUCCAAUGGAACGGACCAAGACCUCCUGAAGACAUCUACCAGCUUGACCACGCUGAUCGCCCCAGUAUUCACUGAGCUGAAGCUGCAGCGCAGGGAUGGAGAGAUGAAGGGAGUGAUGGAGGAGCUGGAGAAAAGCCUCCACCUGGCUGAGGACAUCUGCCCCGGAGUCACAGACAAGAUGGUCAACUGCAUCAUCGACAAGUUCCAGAGAUUGUCUGUCAGUUAGUGGCAUGUGGAGGGCAGGUUUAGACGCUUGAUGAGGACCACGCCUCCAGAGUGCAUCAUCAGCGUCUAUGCCUUUUUCCAUCAUCCCCCAUUCCUUUUCCCAUCAUCCCCCAUUCCUUUUCCAAUCAUCCCCCAUGCCUCUCCUCUGAUCAGCUCCCCCAGGACCAAUGAAUGCAGGGAAAGAGGGAGGACUCCUGCUGUGCACACUCACUGAUCUUAUAACCAAAAGGAUAUUUUUUAAAUGUAUAUUUGUUAAAAUGUUUUGUUAUGCUAUUUUAUUUAAUCCCUUUUAAAAGUAGGCUCAAGCUAGUGUCCAAAGCAGAGCGUGUUACUGUUAUAGUAGUCAAUAGUAUUUUAGUUUUGUAAUAUUUUAAGUCUGAGACAAAAAAAACCUCUAAGGUUGCAACAUCAAUCUUCUGCUGAGUAUAAGACGUAUAGCUAUUUAAGUCGGAUAAUAAAGAGAUUUCAAUUUUGAAUUAAUUUUUUACUGCUACUAAAAAUGUUUAAGUAGCUAUAUUUUAGAUGUUCAGUGUACUGCACUUGUUUCUGAUGUCUACCUUACCCUCUUCAUCAUGUCACUUGUAGCAUUUAGAAACCUGCUGUUUGGAGAACUGCAUAUCUAGUCAAACCACAGGAGUUCAGUACCUCUGCUGAGAGCAAGCCAUGGUUGAUGAAAGGCUCACACCAGUGAAUGUCCAUAGAAUUACAAUUUCUGUUCGUGACAAAUUGGGAAGGGCGUCACUUGUUUGGGCAUUGGGGAAAAAAUUGUAUAGGAAACGGACAGAGAACUUUGCUGCGCAAAAUAUGUAUCAUGCCCUCUAAUUCCAAAAGAUAGAAAUCAUAUCUAUCUUAUGGGAUCUUAGCUCUAUAAGGGGCAAUCCUAUUGGAGCCUUCGGAGAUCUGCUUCUGAAGGAAAUAUGCACUGCACACACUUUGAAGGGGGUGGAGCUUUUUCUAAAUAUGCUUGCUAGUUAUUUCCCUGUUUCAGACUAGAUCUCAAGGGAGACGGGGUACUUUUCUGUCUUAAAGACAAUAUGCUCUCCCUCUACCAAAAAUACUUGACGAGUGCUCAAGUGAAAUGGCAAUGUCGGUAUUGUGGACGUGUAAUGAUUGAAACAUUGGUAUGAGUCCUUGAGUACUCUACGGGGAGUCGCGUAUCUUUGAAAGACUUUAUUGGGAAUUUUAUCAGCCAAGCUCAAACGCAUACAAAAGGGCGCCAUCUUUGGUAUGGUGGUGGAACUGCCCCUUUUGGAGGAAGUAUGCCAACUUAACAUCCAACGGUGCCUAAAACUUAAGAAUUGUAGUGAUAUUCUCUAUUUAAUUGUGGUCAUGUAUCAUCAAAUGCAUUAAAUGGUAAUAAUACAUUUUGCCAGUGUUUCAAGUUUUUAAAAGCAAUAAGGUAUUUGAUCAUUGCAUAUUUUUAUAUUUCCUCAUAAAUGACAUACAGAUGGAAAACCAAGAUUUUGUUUUUGUUUUUAAUAUAUAUUUCUGUAUCUGAACUUUAUAAUGGAAACCGUGUUGACUUAGCUUUACAGGAAGCUGUCAAAUGUAUAUAUUGGAUAGUCUUUGCUUCAAUCGUUACAAAAUUCAUUUUGGUUUGGUCUUGAAAAAUAAAUAUUUAAAUUAUGAA
Molecule: messenger RNA, 3343 nt
Organism: Coregonus clupeaformis (lake whitefish)
Lineage: Eukaryota; Metazoa; Chordata; Actinopteri; Salmoniformes; Salmonidae
Product: serine/threonine-protein kinase 26-like
Exons: 11
Coding region: 464-1714 (416 amino acids)
Biological process (GO): protein phosphorylation
Molecular function (GO): ATP binding; protein kinase activity
Source: RefSeq, a predicted model, not a curated record